UGAGAAACUACAACUAGACCAAGACCCACACAUUGAUAUGGAGAUGUGGGACUAUAAAUAGGAGGGAUGGAGCCAGCAGAGAUCAGAUUCUCUCUACAGAGACCUCUACAGCACACAGAUCCAGACAUGGCUCCUACAACCACUGCAGCAAUGACCAACUCUCAGGAGCAUCUCACUCUGACCCACAAGCUCAGAAAACCUCUGGUGGAGAAGUUACGCAGAGAGCGAAUCAACAGCAGCAUUGAGCAGCUCAAGUCUCUCCUGGGUCCAGAGUUCCUCAAACAGCAGCCAGACUCCAAGCUGGAGAAAGCAGACAUCCUGGAGAUGACAGUUUGUGUCCUGAGACGACUGCAGCAGCAGAAUCAGCAGCAGAGAAGACUGCUGAACCACUUCAACAAGCUGCAGUCUUCCUCUGAUAACAACCUAAGAGAGGCUGACUUCUCUCCUCUGAGCUCCAUAGUCCAGACCAGCAUCACCACAGACAAGAGUCCAGUCAACAGCGCCCCCUGGAGGCCGUGGUAGACACCUACAGACUGGAGUUACUGCCAGACAAACUGAGAACACCAUAUUGGUCAAAGAUUACUGAAACGGAAUUCAACUGAAUUCUGAAGUCUAAUUAACUUGUUCUUCUGUGUUUACAGAAAGUUACAUUUUCUUUUUCUUUUUUCUUUGUUUAAGAUGACAUUUCCUGAGGAAAUGACAGCAACAAUAUCUUUCAGUUUAAGAAAGAAAACAUCUUGUCAUGCAUGUUGCAUGAAACAAAUCUGAUUGCAUCUGCAAUUAUUAUUAUUGUACCUCACUGUCCUUCAUGUAUUAGUACAGUUGUAUGGUUACAUUUGUUAUCCUUUGAUUGUUAUCGAUCAUGCUGAUCAGAAACUUGAAUUGUUCUUUUAAUGAAUAUUUUGUCAUAAUUGACCUUAAUCUCUGCGAUCACCCGAAACUGAUCUGUUGUUAGAUCAACAUUUUUAUCCUUUUAUUCCUAAAGGUUUGCUUAAUAUCACACUGUCACAAUUUUCCGGUGACUGUCAUGUGUCUUUAAUGAACUUCAUGUAUUUAGCAGUUAUUAGCCUGCUUCAAAAUAAUCAAUAUUAUUAUAUUUAUAUAUUCUGAUCUGUUUUAAGGUCAAUUUUUACUCUUUUGCUUUUAUUUUCUUAAGAGCAAAUUAAAUUAAUAUUACUGAGCUGUUUUUAGUCUCUUGUCAAAUGUGUUUGUCUUUUAUAAAGACAGUUGUUCCUUUACUCUCUGUGAGUACAGUGUGUCUUGUAGAAAUCUACAAGUUGUUGUUGUGAUGUAUCAUCACCUCUAGUUUGUGGCUCAUUGUGCCUUAUUGAAUAAACAAAGACUUCCAGCUGAAUUUUUUUUUUGUCCUUGUUGUUUUGUCCUUUGACACAUUUUUUCUCUCUGCUCUCAUUUGAUUAUUUUAAAAUGUUU
Messenger RNA from Centropristis striata (black sea bass), 1431 nucleotides. RefSeq names its product transcription factor HES-1-like. Gene Ontology annotation, cellular component: nucleus. The transcript is spliced from 2 exons. The record is from RefSeq and is a predicted model, not a curated record. Gene Ontology annotation, biological process: regulation of transcription by RNA polymerase II; anterior/posterior pattern specification; regulation of neurogenesis. Gene Ontology annotation, molecular function: RNA polymerase II cis-regulatory region sequence-specific DNA binding; protein dimerization activity; DNA-binding transcription factor activity, RNA polymerase II-specific. Lineage: Eukaryota; Metazoa; Chordata; Actinopteri; Perciformes; Serranidae. Bases 67 to 522 code for a protein of 151 amino acids.